Molecule: messenger RNA, 423 nt
Organism: Theileria orientalis strain Shintoku
Lineage: Eukaryota; Apicomplexa; Aconoidasida; Piroplasmida; Theileriidae
Product: thioredoxin
Exons: 1
Coding region: 1-423 (140 amino acids)
Source: RefSeq, a predicted model, not a curated record
AUGUUGACUAAGAUUCCACUCAGGCCUCUAUCUGGAUUCCUCUUUAAUAAUAUUCAGAAGCGAUUUAUUGUUAAAUCCAUGGAGACUGCCGAUGAGUACAAGUCUAUGAUUUUACAGGAUAAAAUGGUUCUGGCCAAGUUUAGUGCGUCUUGGUGUAAGCCUUGUCAGAAGGCCAAGCCCGUCGUCGAGGAGCUGAGCAACGAACUCACGAGUUUAAAUUUUAUAGAAGUGGACGUCGAUAAUUUGCCUCAAAUUGCUGAUGAGGAGGGCGUUAAAACCAUUCCCUUUUUCAAGUUAUUCAAGGGCGGGAAGCUUCUGGACGAAGUCACAGGUUCGGUUAAUUUUAGUCAUUUAGACACAUCCAUUUUAGGUUGUGACAAGUCACAGCUGCGGGAUCUGAUUUCCAAACACAAUAACUCGUGA